Spea bombifrons (plains spadefoot toad) is the source of this 2359-nucleotide messenger RNA. Its product is annotated as gastrula zinc finger protein XlCGF17.1-like. The transcript is spliced from 3 exons. Gene Ontology annotation, molecular function: DNA-binding transcription factor activity, RNA polymerase II-specific; RNA polymerase II cis-regulatory region sequence-specific DNA binding. The record is from RefSeq and is a predicted model, not a curated record. Gene Ontology annotation, biological process: regulation of transcription by RNA polymerase II. The coding region runs from base 355 to 2292 and encodes 645 amino acids. NCBI's taxonomy places the organism in Eukaryota, Metazoa, Chordata, Amphibia, Anura, Pelobatidae.
GCAGACCAUUGUCAGGAAGAGACUUCAGUAACCAGGACGCCCAGAGGUAGUGGCUACAGGGCUGGGAUCCGCUGUUGGGGCCCAAAGGAGUAUAAAUAUACCGACUAUUCUGACCACGUAGAUGGAAGAUCUUCUCCUGCGUCAUCUCUCUCAUCAUCGAGUCUGAAGAAACAAAUACAAUCACAAGGAAAAUCCUGAAACGAUCCGUAACGAGGAGUUUGGGGAUAAAAGUGCCGCCACUCGCAGCCGAGGAACCCCAAUCUCUGGGGGAUAAAGUGUUUAGUGAGCAAAAUAGAAACAUUCAUAGAAAUUUGAGGUUCUGGAUACUUUGGAUCCAAUCUCGGCCGUACAGAAAUGGAUCAAACAGAGAAAACCUUUCCGUGUUCCGAGUGCGGGAAACAAUUCACACAAAAAAGAUAUCUGAAAAUACACGAGAGAAUUCACACUGGGGACAAACCGUAUGCGUGUUCCGUGUGCGGGAAACGUUUCACCACACUGGGACAUCGUAGCAGACACGAGAAAAUCCACGCAGGGGAGAAACAAACUGCGUGUUCGGAAUGUGGGAAAUAUUUCGCUACAAAGCGGAACCUUAAUAUAAAUGAAAGUUUCCGUGAUGAGGGAAACCCUUUCACAUGUCCUGAAUGUUUUGCCACGUUACACGAGCAACAUCACACAGGAGGGAAGCCGUUCGCGUGUUCAGAAUGCGGAAAAUGUUUUAACGCGAAAUUAAAGCUCAAUCGACAUGUGAGAACUCACAAAGGAACAAAGCCGUUUACGUGUUCUGAAUGCGGGAAAUGUUUUACCAGAAAGUCAGAGCUCACCGUACACGAGAGAUAUCACGUAGGCGAGAAACCGUUCGCAUGUUCGGAAUGUGGAAAGUGUUUCUAUACAAAGCAGCAUCUGAAGGAGCACGAACAAUGUCACGCGGGAGGGAAGCCGUUCGCGUGUUCAGAAUGCGAGAAAUGUUUCAGCACAAAGUCCCACCUGAGCACGCACGAGCGAACUCACACGGGAGAGAAGCCGUUCGGGUGCCCCGAGUGCGGAAAAUGUUUCACCACAAAGUCAAAGCUUCAAAUACACGAGCGCUGUCACACGGGAGAGAAACCUUUUGCGUGUUCAGAAUGCGGGAAAUGUUUUUAUAGAAAGUCGCAUCUCAGGCAGCACGAGCGAUAUCACACGGGAGAGAAGCCGUUCGCGUGUUCCGAAUGCGGAAGAUGUUUCAGCACAAGGUCAGGGUUCAACGAACAUCUGAGAACUCACACGGGAGAGAAGCCGUUUGGGUGUUCGGAAUGUGGAAAAAACUUUGCCGUGAAGUCAGAGCUUACUGUUCAUGAGCAACAUCACACGGGAGAGAAGCCGUUCGCGUGUUCGGAAUGCGGAAAAUGUUUCACCACAAAGUCAGGGCUCAAUAAGCAUGUGAGAAUUCACACGGGGGAGAAACCGUUUACGUGUUCUGAAUGCGGGAAAUGCUUUCCCAAAAAGUCAGACCUCACCGUGCAUGAGAGAUAUCACGUAGGCGAGAAACCGUUCGCGUGUCUGGAAUGCGGAAAAUGCUUUUAUACAAAGCAGCAUCUCAAGGAGCACGAGCGAUGUCACACGGGAGAGAAGCCCUUUGCGUGUUUAGAAUGCGGGAAAUGUUUCAGCACAAAGUCACGCCUGAGUACACACGUGCGAAUUCACACGGGAGAGAAGCCAUUUGGGUGCCCGGAAUGUGAAAAGUCUUUUUAUAAAAAGCAGCAUCUGAAGGAGCACGAGCGAUGUCACACGGGAGAGAAGCCGUUCGCGUGUUCCGAAUGCGAAAAAAGCUUUAGCACCAAGUCCCACCUGAGUAGACAUCUGAGAAUCCACACAGGAGAGAAGCCAUUCGGGUGCCCCGAGUGCGGAAAAUGUUUCACCACGAAGUCAAAGCUUCAGAUACACCAGCGCUGUCACACGGGAGAGAAACCCUUUACGUGUUCGAAGUGCGGGAAAUGUUUUUGCAGAAGAUCACAUCUCAGGCGGCACGAGCGAUGUCACACGGGAGAGAAGCCGUUCGCGUGUUCAGAAUGCGGAAGAUGUUUCAGCACGAAGUCGGGGGUCAACGAACAUCUGAGAACUCACACGGGAGAGAAGCCGUUUGGGUGUUCGGAAUGCGCAAAAUGUUUCACCACAAAGUCACAGCUUAACAGGCAUGUAGAAAGUCACGCGGGAGGGAUGUUCUUUGCGUGUUCUGAAUGCGGAAAAUGUUUUAACACGAUCACGUACCUGAAUAGACACGAGAAAACGCACCUUGGAAUGGGACAAUUUCCAUAGAGAAAUGUAACGGAGAUGAGCAAAUUCCCACAUAAAGGAAAGAAAACCCGUCCGUGGUACAAAUAAU